CUCUCCCCAGACACCAUGGCCUUGGGCGCCCCCAGGAGGGGCCUUCUGAUGCUGCUGAUGGCUCUGGGCCUCACCCAGGGUGACCCUGUGAGAACCUCCUGGGAGCAGCUGAUAAACUGUACCUGCGAGAACCCACACUGCAGGGGCCCCACCUGCCAGGGAGUCUGGUGCACUGUUGUGCUGUUGAGGCAGGAGGGCGGCCCCCCUGAGCAGCUCCGGGGCUGUGGGAGACUGCAUGAGGAGCUCUGCUGGGGGCGCCCCACCGAGUUCCUCCACCACCACUGCUGCUACAGUUCCUUCUGCAAUCAAAACAUGUCCUUGGAGCUGCAGGUCACUCGAACUCCUCCAGAGGAGCCGCGGGUAGACAGUCAGCUGCCUCUGGUCCUCGGCUCAGUCCUGACCCUGCUCGCCCUGCUGGGCCUGGGUGCCCUGGGCCUGUGGCACUUCCGGAAGAGGGAAAAGAAGCAUUGGGUUCUGCACAGCGAGCUGGGCGAGUCCAGCAUCAUCCUGAAGACGUCUGAGCAGGGGGACAGCAUGCUCGGGGACCUGCUGGACAGUGACUGCACCACAGGCAGUGGCUCGGGGCUGCCCUUCCUGGUGCAGAGGACAGUGGCACGGCAAGUCGCCCUAGUGGAGUGCGUAGGAAAGGGCCGCUAUGGUGAGGUGUGGCGGGGCCUGUGGCAUGGUGAGAGUGUGGCUGUCAAGAUCUUCUCCUCCAGGGAUGAGCAGUCCUGGUUCCGAGAGACAGAGAUCUACAACACAGUGCUGCUCAGACAUGACAACAUCCUAGGCUUCAUUGCCUCGGACAUGACCUCUCGCAACUCGAGCACGCAGCUGUGGCUCAUCACGCAUUACCACGAGCAUGGCUCGCUCUACGACUUUCUGCAGAGGCAGACGCUGGAGCCUCAGCUGGCUCUGAAGUUGGCCAUGUCUGCAGCCUGUGGACUGGCUCAUCUGCACGUGGAGAUCUUCGGCACGCAGGGCAAACCGGCUAUAGCCCAUCGCGACCUGAAGAGCCGCAAUGUGCUGGUCAAGAGCAAUUUACAGUGCUGCAUCGCGGACCUGGGCCUGGCUGUGAUGCAUUCCCAGGGUAGUGACUACCUGGACAUUGGCAACAACCCAAGAGUGGGCACCAAGCGGUACAUGGCACCCGAGGUGCUGGAUGAGCAGAUCCGCACCGACUGCUUCGAAUCGUACAAGUGGACUGACAUCUGGGCCUUUGGCCUGGUGCUGUGGGAGAUCACCCGUCGGACCAUUGUCAAUGGCAUUGUGGAAGACUACAGACCACCCUUCUAUGACGCAGUGCCCAAUGACCCCAGCUUUGAGGACAUGAAGAAGGUGGUGUGUAUUGACCAGCAGACCCCCACCAUCCCCAACCGGCUGGCUGCAGACCCGGUCCUCUCAGGAUUGGCUCAGAUGAUGCGGGAGUGUUGGUACCCCAACCCUUCUGCUCGCCUCACUGCCCUGCGGAUCAAGAAGACACUACAGAAACUCAGCAACAGUCCGGAGAAUCCCAAAGUGAUUCACUAGUUUUAGAGCGUGGCCCCCUUCUACCUGCAGGGAG
Elephantulus edwardii (Cape elephant shrew) is the source of this 1564-nucleotide messenger RNA. RefSeq names its product activin A receptor type II-like 1 (gene ACVRL1). Gene Ontology annotation, biological process: protein phosphorylation; transforming growth factor beta receptor signaling pathway; dorsal/ventral pattern formation. The record is from RefSeq and is a predicted model, not a curated record. NCBI's taxonomy places the organism in Eukaryota, Metazoa, Chordata, Mammalia, Macroscelidea, Macroscelididae. Gene Ontology annotation, molecular function: transforming growth factor beta receptor activity, type I; SMAD binding; ATP binding. Bases 16 to 1530 code for a protein of 504 amino acids. Gene Ontology annotation, cellular component: plasma membrane; BMP receptor complex. The transcript is spliced from 9 exons.